Pleurotus ostreatus (oyster mushroom) is the source of this 1917-nucleotide messenger RNA. RefSeq names its product Anaphase-promoting complex subunit 23 (gene CDC23). NCBI's taxonomy places the organism in Eukaryota, Fungi, Basidiomycota, Agaricomycetes, Agaricales, Pleurotaceae. The transcript is spliced from 12 exons. Gene Ontology annotation, cellular component: anaphase-promoting complex. Gene Ontology annotation, biological process: cell division. Bases 1 to 1917 code for a protein of 638 amino acids. The record is from RefSeq and is a predicted model, not a curated record. Gene Ontology annotation, molecular function: protein binding.
AUGGCGGGGUUUGUGGUAGACCACCAGACGAUCUCAGAGCUUAGGUUGGCCACCAAAGAAUGUGCAGAACGUGGGCUACUAGUCGCGUCCAAGUGGGCCUCCGAACUACUAUUAUCUAUUCCUCACCACAAACGGACGACGGCUGCUAUGGCUUCGAUGACAUUCUCCACAUCGACACCCGCAAGGCCAAGGUCACCGCUGCCAACGCUUGGGUUUGAAUAUUCGCCAAUACCCGCUCCGGCGACCGCGCAUCUUGUUGCAGAUCCCGACAAGCCUUCUGAGACACUGUAUCUUCCCCAAUCCAAGGAGGAGAUAAUUCUGCAAGUGCAGCUUGAAGCGCAAGAACAGGACGCGAUCACAUCAUCGCGUACACUCAUGGAUCAACGCGAAUUUAUGCGCGCUGUACACCUACUGGAGGAAUGCAAAAGCCCCAAGGCUCGGUUUAUAAGGAUAUACUGUAAAUUUAUCGCAAGUGAGAAGGACUCUCUGCGGAGUUGGCACAAGCUAGACAAUAACCGUAAUCAACCGCCUAUACCUGUGAACAAAACCAUCAAUUCUCUGUUCGAAGAGGUUCAGAGGGAUUCUGACCCGUGGUUAUUAUUUCUGAAAGCAUUAUUUCUCUCCCAACUUUCUCGGCGGCAAGCGGCCAUCGAAUCAGCUUUGUUAUCAAUAGCUGGAUUUCCCUGGAAUUGGUCUGCGUGGGUUUUACUCUCCAACUGUGUUAGAGAUGGAGACGAAUUAACCGGACUCCUGCCUUUGAUGCCACUACCAUCCAAUCAUGCUCUGGUGCACAUGUUUCAGAUCAAAACGAUGAACGAGCUGAAUAACCCGUCAGAGCAUGAGCUCGGCUUAUGCGACGCCCUUCUGACAGAAGACCUAUUCCCAAACAGUCUGUGGAUAAUGAGCCUUCGUGCGAAUUGUCUCUACAAUCUCCAUGAUUUCGGGCAGGCCGAAGCCCAGUUUGACCAAAUCCACUCCAUGGACCCUCAUCGUAUAGAUAACAUUGACAUAUUCUCGAACAUACUAUACGUGACCGACAACAGACUCAAACUCUCAAAACUUGCCCACGAAUUCCUUCGCUUAGAGAAGGACCGUCCUGAAGUGUGUUGCCUUGUUGGGAACCAUUACUCGCUGCGUGCUGAACAUGAGAAAGCAGUCAAGUAUUUCCGACGUGCUACCCAACUUGAUCGGACCUUCCUUUCUGCGUGGACGCUUAUGGGGCAUGAAUACGUGGAGAUGAAAAACUCACAUGCGGCUAUUGAAGCCUAUAGACGAGCUGUGGACGUGAACCGAAAGGACUACCGGGCUUGGUAUGGUCUUGGCCAAGCCUACGAGCUACUGAGUAUGCAUCAAUAUGCGUUGCAUUACUAUCAACACGCCACAGCGUUACGUCCCUAUGAUGUCCGACUGUGGCAAGCUCAAGGAAUGUGCUACGAAGAGAUUGGACGAUUUGGCGAGGCAAUCGAGUGCCUUAGAAGGGCGCUGCUUGGAGCUGAUCCGAACGAGAUCAUCAUAACACUCAAACUAGCCAGGCUCCACAGUUUGCUGGGUCAACGGAUUGAGUCGAUUGGAUAUCACCGACGAGUGGUCUCGAUCUGCCAAGCCACACAACGACCGGUCGCUGAUUAUGCGAAAUCUUGUUUGGAGGUCGCCGAAUUUGAGGUCAACACCUUGGGUGGCAACUUGAUGUUGGCCAAGGAAUGUGCCGAAACAGUCGCGGGAAGUAAUGCGGAAGAGGUGGGCCGGGCAUCGGACUUGCUAAAGGGCAUCAAAAUGCGAUUGCGUGACCUAGAACUCGCGGAGACUGAGGCAAGAGAAAGAGCUUACGGUAAUUUACCCCACCUUGCGGAGGCGGAAGCGAGAGCAAGAGCCCAAUAUCUGGCGCAAGUGAAUGGGGGGCACACGCCUACAGAAUAG